AUGGACCACCCGACGACACUAUCGCGGCGAGAGCUGCCAAAGACAACCAUGAUAUACAUCAUUGUCGGCGUUAUUGUCGGCGUAACUUGCACUGCCGGAGUCAUUGCUUUCUUGGUGAUCAGACAUCGCAAAGGCCAAAAGUACAGCCAGCUGAGAAAGAGAAGCUCAGUUGCCACAACGACGCGAGAGUCUUACAGGAAAAGCAUCAUGUCGACCGUUUCCGAGGUGGACGACGCCCAGAGGCAGGCCAUGAUUCGGAAAUCGCUUGCGACUCGAAGCUCUAUGAUGACGUUGAAUAUGGACUCUGGCUCGAUUUAUACUGCGCCUCAUCCGCUGGACCGCACCUCGUCUCAUUUCCUAUACCGUCCAGUCUCUCACCCGUUAGAAGAAGCCAUUACAGAAGCCGAACCCGCUACAGAAUCGGCUGUAGAAACCGCUGCAGAAACCAUUGCAGAAACCACUGCAGAAACCGAGGAGCCGCUGCCCCCUCCGUCGCGAGAUGAGGAAUCGUUGAUCGGCCUCAAGGCAGAUUGGAAGGAAUGGGAGGCGAGGCUACACGAGAACCAAUCCCUCUCGCUCGACUUUCAUCCAGCUGUGGCGCAUCCAGCUUUAGGGGAUCCAGCUGCAACGCACCCGGCUUUAAGGAAUCCAGCUGUACCGCCCUCACGAAAGGAUUCUACCGGUUCGAAUGGCUCCGCUGGUGAAUAUCGUCUGGAUGCUGGUCCGCCAUCUCAAGCACAUCUCGGCCUUGCUACAUCCGAGCUCGACCGGCGCUCAGAACCCCCCCUUAGCCGGCCACAUUCAGUCGUUUCCCUCGAAUCUACAAGGUCGCUGCCGAUGAGGUACGAGGUUAAACGGGACUCGCGCGCUCCCCAUCAACUACACCAGUCGUGGACUCGUUCUUAA
Messenger RNA from Trichoderma virens Gv29-8, 906 nucleotides. RefSeq lists its product as uncharacterized. NCBI's taxonomy places the organism in Eukaryota, Fungi, Ascomycota, Sordariomycetes, Hypocreales, Hypocreaceae. The record is from RefSeq and is a predicted model, not a curated record. The coding region runs from base 1 to 906 and encodes 301 amino acids. The transcript has a single exon.